AUCCCUCAAAGCAACCAAUUGGCUUGAAAACUGUCUGGUCAUGAGUCGUACAUACACCUCGUCCUUCGCUCUUGAACGAGGUAGAAUGUUUUUCCGCCUGCAUUAAUAGCGGACGCAUCAACACAUGAGCGGGAUGCUACGGCAAGGGACGCGAACUAUUUCUAUGGCCUGCGGACUCUUGGAUCCCAACCGCGCAAUUCUUAUGGAGGUCCGCUGCCUGCAUUGUAUCUAUUACGGAUGGGUAUAAAAUCGCUCCUCAUGGAUUCUGCUCAGCAUCUUUUCACCUUUCAGGAGACAGAACGCCACUAUGUUCAUGCUCAGUUUCUUCGUCCUCUUGCCACUCGUCUCACUCGCCGCAUGCGCUCCUGACAUAACCUCGAUACCACUGAACACCAUUGCAAAACAACAUCGUAAGUUGUAUUUUGGCACAGCGACAAACACUGUCGAGUUCGUGAAUGAUACUGCGUACCGCGAUAUUAUACGAAACAACAAAAUGUUUGGGCAGAUCACUGCGGCUAAUAGUAUGAAAUGGGUUAAGUUUCAAAUACUCAAUCGAUUUGUACAGCGUUUCUUAUCAUCAACUAGGAGAAUACAGAGCCAUCGCCGGGAGAGUUCACGUUCGACGACGCUGACCAAAUUGUCCAAUUCGCAAAAACGCAUGGUCAAAUUCUUCGUGGACAUAACUGCGUAUGGCACAAUCAGCUACCAGAUUGGGUUGCCAAUGGGACAUUUACCGAGUCUGAGAUUUUGUCUGUCGUGCGACGACAUUGUGGUACGCUUGUUGGGCGAUACCGUGGACAAAUAUUCUUGGGAUGUCAUCAACGAGGUUAUCAACGACGACGGGACCUUCCGUGAAGAUGUAUUCUUCAACUCGUCAGGCACCAAGUACAUUGCCACUGCUUUCCAUGCCGCUCACGCUGCAGACCCUUUCGCCAAACUCUAUGCCAAUGACUUCAAUAUUGAAGGUCCCGGUCCAAAGUCCACCGCCUACCAGAACCUUAUCGAAACUCUGAAGAAGGAAGGCGUCCCGAUCCACGGUCUCGGUAUUCAAUCACACUUGGUCGUCGGCGAGCUUCCUGUGAACAUCAAGGAAAACCUCGAAGCGUUUACGAAGCUCGGCAUAGAGGUUGCGCUCACCGAACUUGACAUUCGCAUGACAUUGCCCGAGACGCCCGCUCUGCUGGCUCAGCAGAAAAAAGAUUACGAGACUAUCAUCUCUGCGUGCAACGAGGUGAAGGGUUGCAUUGGGAUUACGAUCUGGGAUUUCACGGAUAAGUACUCGUGGGUUCCUGGAUCAUUCGCUGGUGAGGGCGAUGCCUGCCCUUGGGAUGAUGAUCUGCAAAUUAAACCCGCGUAUUUCGGGAUUAUCGACGGGUUCAGUAAGUGAAUAUGACAGUUCCGACGUAUUGUUCAAACACAAUAAUGAAAUUGGACAUAACUUUGAUUUCGACGAAUACAUGAUGCAUCCAGGACACACGAAAAAAGGGGCACCGGAAGA
Somion occarium is the source of this 1498-nucleotide messenger RNA. The record is from the annotation of a GenBank genome assembly. Lineage: Eukaryota; Fungi; Basidiomycota; Agaricomycetes; Polyporales; Cerrenaceae.